AUUCUGUAAUCUAUUGCGCAACAAUGGAAUAUACGCUAAAUAAUGAAAUCGACUUUGAAGAAAUGCGAUGUUGUCGUGCAUGUCUGUCGGUCGCAUCACAAGAUGAACUUGCAGACUAUAUUGAUUUGUUGCAGUUAUACAGCUCCGAAAGCGAUACUCUUACAUUACUGGAGUUGUUCAAUAAAAGCACACAGCUUUAUAUUGGGGUAGAAGAUUUCCAUAUCGUAGGCUAUCCUCCUUGCCAUUAUAUUUGUGGUCGUUGUCGCCUUGAUCUUGUCCAAGCCUAUGAGUUUAUAACGCGAGCACAGUUGAAUCACCAAUUAUUAACACAGUCUAAGCAAGAGAUUAUUAAAGGAAAUGAAUAUGCAGAAGACCAUGAUGCCGAUGAAUUGGAAAAGGCGGAAGUAGAGGAGGAGUUUAUAGAAAAGGAUUUUGAACCUGUCGAAUAUGAACGAAACUCAAACAGCACUGGAAGUGUGUUGAAUGACGAUAAUAAUGGCUCGUACGAACCUUUACCAACUACACUCAUUAGUGUAGAGCGUGUUUUCUCUAACGAACCAAUUAUUUCAAAAAGUAACAUCAAUGCCUCAGAAGAGUCACCGGACGAUGAAGAAGCUAAAUCAAGUUCGUGUCUUAAAUUAUCUCAACGUGGAGCAGAGGAAAGGAAUACUGGCGAUGAGUCUAAGUCCUGUUUUGACUUCAAAUGCGAGUUUUGUACAUCGGUAUUCCAAUUCCAAAGAGAUUUGCUUCAGCAUUAUGAAGUUGAACAUGGGGAUAAAACACAUAAUUUCCCAUGUGAAUAUUGUCCAAAUCGGUUUGUGUCGAAAAAUGUACUACGUUUGCAUCGACGACAGGUUCAUCAGAAAGAUGAAUAUAUAGACUGCGAACAUUGUGGACGCACUGUAUUGAAGACAUUCUACAACAAACAUUUAAAGCGCCAUAAACAACUGAAGUUCUUAUGCAACAAAUGUCCUAAAAUAUGUGCUUCCCGUUUCACACUUAAAAGGCAUUUAGAACUCCACUCAGAUGAACGUGAUCGAAAUAUUGAAUGUAUCGACUGUGGAAAAAGAUUUUUUACACUCGAAAAUCUCCAAUUGCAUCAAACUACUCACAUCUUACCAGAAGAUCGAGCAAUAUUCGAAUGCACAAUUUGUUCAAAAACGUUCCUGCGUAAAUCAAAUCUUGGUUUACACAUGCAAAUGCAUCGUGGCAAGACUAUCGAUUGCCCACAUUGUGGCAAAAAGUUCGUACGACGCAAAGAUCUCGAAGUACAUAUACGUUUUCAUACUGGCGAUUUUCCAUUUGCAUGCUCGAUGUGUGACCGGAAAUUUGCUAUAAAGGGCCAUCUUAACUACCACGAGAAACGACAUCUAGGUGUACGCUACAAAUGUGAUGAAUGUGAAAAAACAUUUAUAAAUCUCGCUGGCUUGAGGCAACAUCAAUACGAGCACACGGGAAUGCCAUUGUUGUGUGGAGUGUGUCAGCGUGGAUUUCCUACCAAAUUUAAGGUUCGCCGUCAUUUGCGCACCGUGCAUCAGGAUCUUUUUAAGAAAACUGGUUACACAGAUGCGCUAGCAAAGAAGUACAUACUUUCAGGAUCAAAGUCGACCGUUGGAGAAAAGAAAGAAACUGAGUUUGCAGACAGUACUGAAGGCACUGUCGAGAUGCUGGAGGAGCAUGCUGGAGACAUUCCACUAAACAUGCUAGAUGUUUAAAUUUUGCUUUAGUAAAAGUAAUAUACGAGUUAAAUAUGUAUGCGUUUUUAAGACAGCCAAAUUUUAAAUAAGCAGUAUUUAUUUAAAACCUAUACACGAUCGAUAUAAUUUACAAAUAAAGUGGUAUACAUAAAGUUACUUAAAAUAUAUAAUCUAUUUAUAUUGGCAGUGUCUACACACACGCGCCACGGCUAGUUUAAAAAUUACCGUAUAUCUACGGCAAAAUUACGUGGAUUAUGUGUUGCCGGAGAAGUGGGGCA
This is a messenger RNA of Rhagoletis zephyria (snowberry fruit fly), 1975 nucleotides long. Its product is annotated as zinc finger protein 227-like. Gene Ontology annotation, cellular component: nucleus. Lineage: Eukaryota; Metazoa; Arthropoda; Insecta; Diptera; Tephritidae. Gene Ontology annotation, biological process: regulation of transcription by RNA polymerase II. Gene Ontology annotation, molecular function: DNA-binding transcription factor activity, RNA polymerase II-specific; zinc ion binding; RNA polymerase II transcription regulatory region sequence-specific DNA binding. The record is from RefSeq and is a predicted model, not a curated record.